This is a messenger RNA of Nanorana parkeri, 1644 nucleotides long. RefSeq names its product cryptochrome-1-like. Lineage: Eukaryota; Metazoa; Chordata; Amphibia; Anura; Dicroglossidae. The transcript has 11 exons. Gene Ontology annotation, cellular component: cytoplasm; nucleus. The coding region runs from base 91 to 1644 and encodes 517 amino acids. The record is from RefSeq and is a predicted model, not a curated record. Gene Ontology annotation, biological process: circadian regulation of gene expression; entrainment of circadian clock by photoperiod. Gene Ontology annotation, molecular function: DNA binding; FAD binding.
CUUUGUUGGUGAUGUAACAACUUUGUGUUCAGCUCUUGCAGCUCUGAGUGUCUGAAUCUCCAUCAUUAUCUGUUCACAUCCCGGGGCACCAUGACCCACCGAUCAAUCCACUGGUUCAGGAAGGGGCUCCGCCUCCACGAUAACCCCGCCCUGCUCGCUGCCAUGAAAGACUGCGCUCAGCUGCACCCCAUUUUCAUCCUGGAUCCCUGGUUCCCCAGGAAUAUGAGAGUCAGUGUCAACCGCUGGAGAUUCCUCAUCGAGGCCUUGAAGGAUUUGGAUGAAAACCUGAAGAAGAUCAAUUCCAGGCUCUUCGUGGUGAGAGGGAAACCAGCAGAGGUCUUCCCUGCGCUUUUCAAGAAGUGGAAGGUGACCCGGCUGACCUUCGAGGUGGACACCGAGCCGUACGCCAAGCAGCGGGAUGCGGAAAUAGAGAGGCUGGCGGCUGAACACAACGUGGAGGUCAUACAGAGGGUCUCAAACACCCUCUAUGAUGUAGAAAGGGUCAUCGCCGAGAACAACGGGAAGCCCCCGCUGACUUAUGUCCGCCUGCAGACUGUGCUGCAAUCCAUCGGACCCCCAAAGCGGCCCUGCAAAGCACCAACCAAGGACGACAUGAAAGAUUGCUGCACUCCCUGGAAGCCGUCUUACGAUGAGAAAUACGGCGUUCCCACCCUAGAAGAGCUGGGACAAGACCCCUCGCAGGUUGGACCUCUCUUGUAUCCGGGCGGAGAGACCCAGGCUCUGCAGAGGCUGGACCUCAACAUGAAGAGGACGGCAUGGGUAUGUAAUUUCAAGAAACCGGACACAGAGCCGAACUCGCUGACCCCCAGUACCACUGUGCUGAGCCCCUACAUGAAAUUCGGCUGUCUGUCGGCUCGACUGUUUUACUGGCGGCUGGCGGAGAUUUACCAAGGGAAGAAGCACUCGGCUCCGCCGGUAUCGCUCCACGGGCAGCUGCUGUGGCGGGAAUUCUACUACGUGGCCGGGGCCGGGAUAGCAAACUUCGACAAGAUGGAAGGGAAUUCCGUGUGUGUACAGCUUCACCUUUUGUAUUCACUUCUGUAUUGGCAGCAAUGGCGCAGUGCCAGAACGGGUUACCCCUUCAUAGAUGCCAUCAUGACCCAGCUGAGGACCGAGGGAUGGAUCCACCACCUGGCCCGCCAUGCCGUAGCCUGCUUCCUGACUCGGGGCGACCUGUGGAUAUCCUGGGAAGAAGGACAAAAGGUGUUUGAGGAGCUGCUUCUGGAUGCUGAUUGGGCCCUGAAUGCUGGAAACUGGAUGUGGCUCUCGGCCAGCGCGUUCUUCCACCAGUUCUUCCGCGUCUACUCUCCGGUGGCAUUUGGGAAGAAGACGGAUAAGAACGGCGAAUACAUAAAGAAGUACCUGCCCUUCCUGAAGAAGUUCCCAGCCGAGUACAUCUAUGAGCCAUGGAAGGCUCCGCGCAGCGUGCAAGAGAGGGCAGGCUGCAUCAUCGGGAAAGAUUACCCCAAACCCAUCGUGGUGCACGAAACGGUGAGCAAGCAGAACAUUCAACGCAUGAAGGCUGCCUAUGCCAGGAGAUCCGGGGCCAGCGCGGCGAAAACUGAGGGGGCGAGCCCCAAAAAUAAAAAAGGUGAGAGGAACGGCUCGGUCCUGCAGCACUGA